Messenger RNA from Pistacia vera, 1449 nucleotides. Its product is annotated as START domain-containing protein 10-like. The transcript has 5 exons. Gene Ontology annotation, molecular function: lipid binding. Bases 537 to 1265 code for a protein of 242 amino acids. Lineage: Eukaryota; Viridiplantae; Streptophyta; Magnoliopsida; Sapindales; Anacardiaceae. The record is from RefSeq and is a predicted model, not a curated record.
GCAAACAGGUUGAGGCCAAGGAUUGCCACCCUGAUGCAAAUAAAGAAAGCCACGGCACGUGAUAAGGUGACCUUACGAAGCUGUUUGAAUAGUCUUUGUAAUCAGGCAAGUUUAUUAGUUAAUCUACUGUGUUGAAGCCCCUCUCUAGUAGUCUUUGUAUUGGUUCUCGGUUAUUUUCCCAUUUUCUCUCUUGUUUUGAAAAGCCACCAACACUCCAUGUGCAUCAUCUUCCCUACCCUUCCUUCUUCCUUCUUUUUUUCCAAGCAAAGAAUCUCUCUUUUAUCUCCAAACAGAAGAAAGAGAGUCUUGCACUUCUAAUCAUGGACCUGAUCUUCUGGCAUUCCAUGUGCUUCAAUCACUUCACCCCACUUCCCACUAUUUUACUUCCCCUCCUUUUAACCAUUCUUUAACCUCUCCUCUUCAAUAUAUAUAACGCCAUCCAGGCACUCGUUACGUCUCCUGACUAGGUGUCAUCCUUAUUAUUAUUAUUAUUAUUUUCACAAAAUAAAUUUUCUUGUAUCGCCGAGGCUCUCAAAAUGAACAGUCCAACACCUUGCAGCAGGUCCUGGUCUAUAAGUGAAGAUUCAUUGAAAAGAUAUGUGCACUUUGCAAGCGAGAGUUGCAUACAGGAGUUGCUAUCAGCUUCAGACUCAAACAGGUUUGGAAAUGGAAAUGAUGGGUGGAAAAUUCUUACUCUUGACAAUGGAGUUGAAAUUUCCAAAAGAAGAUCAGGGUCAUUUCACACUUUUAGAAGCAGGUGGCUGCUGAAAUCAGUCUCUCCCCAGCAAUUCAUCACCGUUGCAAAUGCCAUAGAUGCUGCCAAGCAAUGGGAUGGUGAUCUAGUGGAAGCAAAGUACAUAAAAGAUCUUGAAGAUAAUCUCAGUAUAAUUCGUCUCAGAUUCGGGGAGAACUCGAAACCUCUUUUCAGAAACAGAGAAUUCAUCGUCUAUGAACGACGCGAAACGAUGGAAGAUGGCACUCUUGUGGUUGCAGUAGCUUCACUGCCAAAAGAGAUAGCUGCUGGAUUGCAUCCAAAGCAAAACAAUGCAAUAAGGGGACUUUUGCUUCAAUCAGGAUGGGUUGUGGAGAAGCUUGAAGAUGACUCAUGUAUGGUCACUUAUGUUGUUCAGUUAGAUCCUGCAGGAUGGGUGCCAAAGUGCUUUGUGAAUCGGCUAAACACAAAACUGGUUAUGAUCAUUGAAAACCUUAGGACGCUAGCAGAAGCUUGUCCAACAAAUGGUGUGACUGUGAGUACACAAGAAUGAAACUCUCUGUAAAGUUGUGAAAAAUUUCAAGAUAUAGUAAUGUUGAUAGUGAUGAAAAUGAUUUAAACUCUCUCUAUUAAUUUCUCUUCAAGUUCUACCUACUUGGAAAUUGGAAUUAUGCUUUGCUGGUAUAAGUUAAGUGUGGUCCUAAUUAAUAUUAAUUAUCAUUAAACUCAACAUGGUG